AUGCUUGAUCCAGGCUCAAUCAUUGCCCUCACGCAAAUCACAUACGAAGGUGCUAAACGAGCUGUGGACCUGGUCCUCACAGCGAUACACUUUCCGAAAGAGUGUGAGGAGUUGUUUGUGCAGCUGAAGCUUGAGCAGUUCCGCCUACAGUGCUGGGGUCGAAGUGCGGGGUUGGAGCAAGGCAGACUUCUCGAGGCUCUACACCCAAUCUUUCCAGAGAUACGAAACGCGCUUGACUGCAUAAGUGCACUCUUUCAGGACUUGAAUAAAUUACAGGCUAAGUUUGGAAUCGUAUCUACGACUGUGGAGGAUGUAGGUCAGAGGCAAAAGGAAUUGGCGUACAAGUGGAACGAAGAACUUCAUAAACAAGGCCUGACAUUGUCUGGUAAACAAAGCGACGAUGGAGCGCCGUCCCUGAUCUCGAAAGAACAGAAGGCUUUCUUCCCGGUCGGUACCUUCAAGGUCAACCUACCAGCUCGUCUCCGAUGGGCAUUAGGAAACAAGUCCAAGUUCCGCGACUGCGUGGCCGAGCUGGAAAGGUACACCAACAAACUGAACCAACUCUUACCAGAGCGCCAGAAUCUUCAGUACAGACAAGACUGGACAAGAAUCAACAUCAUAAUCGUCGGAAAGGCAGAUGAUGAGAACACAGUCUCUUUGCUCCGAAAUGCCCUUGAGGGAAGUCCAACGAUGGAAUCAUCACUCCGUGGCCUGGUGGAUAGAAAGUCAGUUGCUGCUGCUCCUACCUCCACGAACUUCCUACGAGGCAACCCUCAGCUAGACAAGAGUGCUUUCGCUAUGCCUAUAGGAGCUAAAGACAAGGAACGAUUUAUCACGACGAGAAAAGCGACUGGCGAACAAGUUCUGUUUGAGAAGAAGUCAUGGGAUGAUGAACGCUCCAUGGCUAAUCGCUCGAAGUUACAAAUGCGCCUCAGCCGACUUGUCGCAAUGCUACGCCCCGGGAGAAGUAACUACCUUCUAAAGGCAGUCGGCUUCGCAGAAGAUGAAGUUGCUAAAUGCUGGUGGAUCGUAUAUGAGAUGCCCCCAUCCAUAAAAUCUGGCCCUAAUUGUCGUGUUAUGACGCUUCAAGAGCGGUUGGGACGUCAAUCUCUCCACAUGGCACCUCUUGAGGUCCGAGCGAAACUGGCCUUGGCCUUGGCCACAGCUUACUCAGAACUGUUUAGUAGUGGCUGGGUUCACAAGGCUAUUAGCAGUCAUAGCAUCGUGUACUUUGGUCCUUAUACUGAUCUGAUAAGUCCUUCUGUCGUCGGUUUUGAGUUUUCUCGUCAGGAUACUGAAGAGUCCAACGUCGAUGCCGCCAAGACGCCAGCACAAGUCGAACGAAGCAUUUAUCGGCAUCCUGAUUACAUCGGUAGUGAGGCAAAGAGAUACAUGACACAGUAUGAUAUCUACUCCUUUGGACUUGUCUUGAUAGAAAUUGCGUUCUGGCAGCCGUUGAAAGAUGUUUGUCCAUAUGCCAAAGGCGACACAUUUGGCAAAGAGGAAGCGAAAUCUGUGCAGAAGUGGGCGACUCAAGUUGCAGAGACACAAUUUGCUUUUAGAGUUGGGACGGCGUAUGCGAAUGUUGUGAGCUGGUGUUUGAAGAACGGUGCUAGAGUUAGCAAGGACCAGGAGGACUGGCAUCCAGCGUUGGCGUUUAACGAUCAUGUUGUUGUCCCCCUUUCCGGAACAUAG
This is a messenger RNA of Fusarium oxysporum Fo47, 1695 nucleotides long. Its product is annotated as HeLo domain-containing protein. Gene Ontology annotation, molecular function: ATP binding; protein kinase activity. The transcript has a single exon. The record is from RefSeq and is a predicted model, not a curated record. Gene Ontology annotation, biological process: protein phosphorylation. NCBI's taxonomy places the organism in Eukaryota, Fungi, Ascomycota, Sordariomycetes, Hypocreales, Nectriaceae. The coding region runs from base 1 to 1695 and encodes 564 amino acids.